AUGUCUGUUCAAUUCGUUGACGGCUGGACCAUUGCACAGGUGCUUGGUGAAGGAGCGUUUGGAGAAGUCAAGUUACUAAUUAAUGAUGAAACUAGAGAUGUUUUGGCUGUUAAAGUUAUUAACACUGAAUUGCAUGAAGAAGCAAAAUUAGCUGUGAGAAAAGAACUAGCUAUCCAUAGAGCUUUAAAUCAUCCUAAUAUAAUUAGGUAUUUUGGUCAUCGCAGUGAAGGUACAAUCGAAUAUUUAUUUCUAGAAUAUGCAUCAGGCGGUGAACUAUUUAACAAAAUAGAGCCUGACAUUGGUAUGAAAUUAUGGGAAGCUCAAAAAUAUUUUGUACAAUUAAUAUCAGGCGUUGAAUACCUUCAUUCGAGAGGGGUUUCUCAUCGUGACAUCAAACCUGAAAAUAUAUUAUUAGAUGAUAAUGAUAAUGUUAAAAUAUCAGAUUUUGGAAUGGCAACCUUAUUUAGAAAAAACGGAAUCGAGAGACUUCUUGAUAAGAAAUGUGGAACUAUGCCUUAUGUAGCCCCUGAAGUUCUUUUGAGACCUUAUAAAGCUGCGCCAGCUGAUGUUUGGUCUUGCGGUAUAGUUCUUGUUGCUAUGCUAGCGGGAGAAUUACCCUGGGAUGUUCCUGCAUCCACUUGUAAAGAAUUUUCAUUAUGGAAAAAUAACAUCAUAACUCAUUCUCCGUGGAAUAAACUUAAUAAUAGCGUUUUAAAUUUGUUAAAAAAAAUUUUGAUUCCAUUACCGGAUAAACGUCUGACAGCAAGUCAAAUAUUGAAACAUCGUUGGUGUUCUAAAAUCUACCCUAACGAACCAGUUCAAGUAAACAUCACUCCUGCAUCAAAAAGACUCUAUUCUGGUUCGGAACUAGCACCAUCAAUGAGUGCAUCCGAAGAAGAAUUCUCACGUUAUUGUUUUUCUCAACCUGCUCCACAGUUUUGCGACAGCGAAGGCAACAAAGGAAAAUUCGAAAAAGAUGAUGAUGAUUUGUACAGUAAUAAAAUUGUUUGUUUCUCUCAACCUGUUCACAUUGAUGAUUUACUUUUAAGUUCACAACUUCAUUCAACGCAAACGGCUGCUCUUGAUGGUUACCAAAAUUUAAUACGACGAAUGACCAGAUUUUUUGUGACUGUGGAUGCUGAAACUGCUAUAAAAAAAGUUGUUGAUGUGUUGGAAUCUUCGGCUUGCUCCUGGAAACGCGGACCUCCUUUUAUAUUAACAUUUACCACAAUUGAUCGUAGAAAAAAUAAUUUAAUAUUUAAAACUAGUGUUGUGGAAAUGAAUGGAAAAGUUCUAUUAGAUUUUCGUCUGUCUCGAGGUUGCGGAUUAGAGUUUAAAAAAUUGUUUUUGUUGGUCAAGGAAAAGUUGGAAGAUAUUUUAUUAAAAGGUGGGGUCAAGUUGAAAAUCUAA
Molecule: messenger RNA, 1410 nt
Organism: Pediculus humanus corporis (human body louse)
Lineage: Eukaryota; Metazoa; Arthropoda; Insecta; Psocodea; Pediculidae
Product: cAMP-dependent protein kinase catalytic subunit, putative
Exons: 6
Coding region: 1-1410 (469 amino acids)
Biological process (GO): mitotic G2 DNA damage checkpoint signaling; protein phosphorylation
Cellular component (GO): site of double-strand break; nucleus; cytoplasm
Molecular function (GO): protein kinase activity; ATP binding
Source: RefSeq, a predicted model, not a curated record